Molecule: messenger RNA, 1020 nt
Organism: Aspergillus clavatus NRRL 1
Lineage: Eukaryota; Fungi; Ascomycota; Eurotiomycetes; Eurotiales; Aspergillaceae
Product: malate dehydrogenase
Exons: 5
Coding region: 1-1020 (339 amino acids)
Biological process (GO): tricarboxylic acid cycle; malate metabolic process
Cellular component (GO): cytoplasm; mitochondrion
Molecular function (GO): L-malate dehydrogenase (NAD+) activity
Source: RefSeq, a predicted model, not a curated record
AUGUUCGCUGCUCGUUCUUUCAACCUCCUGCAGAAGCGGGCCUUCUCUGCCUCUGCCAGCCAGGCCUCCAAGGUCGCUGUCCUCGGUGCCGCCGGUGGCAUUGGCCAGCCUCUGUCUCUCCUGCUCAAGCUCAACCCCCGUGUCUCUGAGCUCGCUCUCUAUGACAUCCGCGGUGGACCUGGUGUCGCUGCUGAUCUGAGCCACAUCAACACCAACAGCACUGUCACUGGCUACAACCCUACCCCUGAGGGCCUCCGUGACUGCCUCAAGGGCUCUGAGAUCGUUCUCAUCCCUGCCGGUGUUCCUCGCAAGCCCGGCAUGACCCGUGACGACCUUUUCAACACCAACGCCUCCAUCGUCCGUGACCUCGCCAAGGCCGCUGCUGAGGCUUCCCCCGAGGCCAACAUCCUGGUCAUCUCCAACCCUGUCAACUCCACCGUUCCCAUCGUCUCUGAGGUCUUCAAGGCCAAGGGUGUCUACAACCCCAAGCGUCUCUUCGGUGUCACCACCCUGGACGUUGUCCGUGCUUCCCGCUUCAUCUCUCAGGUCAAGAAGACCGACCCUGCCGGCGAGGCCGUCCCCGUCGUUGGUGGCCACUCCGGUGUCACCAUCGUUCCCCUGCUCUCUCAGUCCAACCACUCCGACAUUGAGGGCACCACCCGUGAUGAGCUCGUCAACCGCAUCCAGUUCGGUGGUGAUGAGGUCGUCAAGGCCAAGGACGGUGCCGGUUCUGCCACCCUCUCCAUGGCCAUGGCCGGUGCUCGCUUCGCUGAGUCCCUCCUGAAGGCUGCUCAGGGCGAGAAGGGCGUCAUUGAGCCCACCUUCGUCGAGAGCCCUCUCUACAAGGACCAGGGUGUUGACUUCUUCGCCUCCCGCGUCGAGCUCGGCCCCAACGGUGUCGAGAAGAUCCACGAGGUUGGCAAGGUCAACGCCUACGAGGAGAAGCUCAUCGAGGCUGCUCUUGCUGACCUUAAGAAGAACAUCCAGAAGGGUAUUGACUUCGUCAAGGCCAACCCUUAA